Molecule: messenger RNA, 3916 nt
Organism: Dama dama (fallow deer)
Lineage: Eukaryota; Metazoa; Chordata; Mammalia; Artiodactyla; Cervidae
Gene: ERAP1
Product: endoplasmic reticulum aminopeptidase 1
Exons: 19
Coding region: 168-2996 (942 amino acids)
Biological process (GO): proteolysis; peptide catabolic process
Cellular component (GO): cytoplasm
Molecular function (GO): zinc ion binding; peptide binding; metalloaminopeptidase activity
Source: RefSeq, a predicted model, not a curated record
UUUUGCGCCUCUGUUUCCCCCUUCUUCCUCUUCCGCGUCUUCAGCUCAACCUCUCUACAGCGGAAACCCCAGACCAGCCAGCAUUUUGCAGAGCAGUUCUGGGUUCCUGCCUCGUUCUGAGGCGGGCCCAGAGCUCUCGACGCAUUUGCGGAGCCAUUUCAAGCAAGAUGAUAGCUCCAUCCGCCAAAUGGCCAUUUGCAACCAGGCCCUUACUGCUUUUGUCAUUGUUGAUUCUCUUAACGGUGGCAACUCCAUCCUCAUGUCAGAGCAGGGAACCGACAUCUUCAAAAGCUAGCAACAGGGCACCGUUUCCUUGGAAUAAAAUGCGACUUCCAGAGCACAUCAUCCCAGCUCACUACGAUCUCAUGAUUCAUGCAAACCUCACCACUCUGACUUUUGGGGGAACCACACAGAUAGAAAUCACAGCCAGCAAGCCCACCAGUACCAUCAUCCUGCACAGUCACCACCUGCAAAUAUCCAAGGCCACCCUGAGGAAGGGAGGUGGCCAGAGGCAGGCUGAAGAGCUGCUGAGAGUCCUGGAAAACCCACCUCAGGAGCAAAUUGCACUUCUGGCUUCUGAGCCGCUGGUUGUCGGCCUCCCAUACACUAUUGUCAUCGAGUACGCUGGCAAUCUUUCUGAGAGUUUCCAUGGAUUUUAUAAAAGUACCUACAGAACCAAGGAAGGGGAAGUGAGGGUACUUGCAUCAACACAGUUCGAACCGACUGCAGCCAGAAUGGCGUUUCCCUGCUUUGAUGAACCUGCUUUCAAGGCGAGUUUUUUAAUCAAGAUCAGAAGGGAACCAAGACACCUCGCCAUCUCCAAUAUGCCAUUGGUUAAAUCUGUGACUGUGGCUGAAGGACUCCUAGAAGACCACUUUGAUGUCACCGUGAAGAUGAGCACGUACCUGGUGGCCUUCAUUGUUUCGGAUUUUAAGUCUGUCAGCAAGAUGACCAAGAGCGGAGUCAAGGUUUCUGUAUAUGCUGUUCCAGACAAGAUAAAUCAGGCAGAUUAUGCACUGGAUGCUGCGGUGACUCUUCUAGAAUUUUAUGAGGAUUAUUUCAGCAUCCCAUAUCCAUUACCCAAACAAGAUCUCGCUGCGAUUCCUGACUUUCAGUCUGGUGCAAUGGAAAACUGGGGGCUAACAACAUACAGGGAAUCUUCUCUACUGUUUGAUGCUGAGAAGUCUUCCGCCUCAAGUAAGCUCGGCAUCACGAUGGUUGUGUCUCACGAACUCGCCCACCAGUGGUUUGGGAACCUCGUCACUAUGGAAUGGUGGAAUGAUCUUUGGCUAAACGAGGGAUUUGCCAAGUUUAUGGAGUUCGUGUCAGUCAGUGUGACUCAUCCAGAACUGAAAGUUAAAGAUUAUUUCUUUGGUAAGUGUUUCAAUGCAAUGGAAGUGGAUGCAUUAAACUCCUCACACCCUGUGUCCACACCCGUGGAGAAUCCUGCUCAGAUUCGGGAGAUGUUUGAUGAAGUUUCUUAUGACAAGGGAGCUUGUAUUCUGAAUAUGCUAAGGGACUAUCUUGGUGCCGACGCAUUUAAAAGUGGCAUCAUCAAGUAUCUGCAGAAGUAUAGCUAUAAAAACACGAAAAAUGAGGACCUGUGGAAUAGUAUGGCAAGCAUUUGCCCUACAGAUGACACACAACACAUGGAUGGAUUUUGUUCUAGAGAUGAACAUUCGUCUUCAUCUGCACACUGGCUAUGGGAAGGCCUUGAUGUGAAAACCAUGAUGAACACCUGGACGCUGCAGAAGGGUUUUCCACUGAUAACCAUCACCAUGAGAGGCAGGAACGUGCACAUGAAGCAAGAGUACUAUGUGAAGGGCGUGGCCGGUGCCCCCGAAACCGGGUUCCUGUGGCAUAUCCCACUGACAUACAUUACCAGCAAAUCAGACGCAGUCCAGCGCUUUUUGCUGAAGACAAGAACAGAUGUGCUCAUCCUCCCAGAAGAGGUGGAAUGGAUCAAAUUUAAUGUCGGGAUGAAUGGCUAUUACAUUGUGCAUUAUGAGGAUGAUGGAUGGGACUCUCUGACUGGCCUUUUAAAAGGGACACACACGGCAAUCAGCAGUAACGAUCGGGCCAGUCUCAUUAACAAUGCAUUUCAGCUUGUCAGCAUUGGAAAGCUGUCGAUUGAAAAAGCCUUGGAUUUAACCUUGUACCUGAAGCAUGAAACUGAAAUCAUGCCCGUGUUUCAAGGUUUGAAUGAGCUGAUACCGAUGUAUAAGUUAAUGGAGAAGAGAGAUAUGAAUGAAGUGGAAACUCAAUUCAAGGCCUUCCUCAUCAGGCUGCUGAGGGACCUCAUUGACAAGCAGACGUGGACGGACGAGGGCUCCGUCUCCGAGCGAAUGCUGCGGAGUCAGCUGCUCCUCCUCGCCUGCGUGCGCAAGUACCAGCCCUGCGUGCAGAAGGCAGAAGCCUAUUUCAGACAGUGGCAGGAAGCCGAUGGAAACCUGAGCUUGCCCAAAGAUGUGACCUUGGCAGUGUUUGCUGUGGGGGCCCAGACCCUCGAAGGAUGGGAUUUUCUUUAUAGUAAAUACCAGUCAUCAUUGUCCAGUACCGAGAAAAACCAAAUUGAAUUUGCUCUCUGUAUCAGCCAAAAUAAAGAAAAGCUUCAAUGGCUACUAGAUCAAAGUUUUAAGGGAGAUGUAAUAAAAACUCAAGAGUUUCCAGAUAUUCUUAGAGCUAUUGGCAGAAACCCAGUGGGAUAUCCGUUGGCCUGGCAGUUUCUGAGGGAAAACUGGAACAAACUUGUGCAAAAGUUUGAUCUUGGCUCAAAUUCCAUAGCCUACAUGGUAACGGGAACAACAAAUCAGUUCUCAACAAGAGCACGGCUUGAAGAGGUAAAAGAAUUCUUCAGCUCUUUGAAGGAAAAUGGGUCUCAGCUCCGUUGUGUUCAGCAAACCAUCGAAACCAUCGAGGAAAACAUACGCUGGAUGGACAAGAAUUUUGAUAAGAUCAAAGCGUGGCUGCAAAGUGAGAAGCUUAACCUGCUGUAACGUUCGGCUCUUGGCCGGUUCCUGUGAUGUGUAAUCUCCAAACUUUUGUUGAAUGUGAAUAUUUUCAAAGUGGAGAUGGGCCAGCUUGGGACCCACUGAAGAUGCCUCUCGCCCCUUCAAUUCAUUUCACCCCUUCCUUCUCGUGAAGACCGGUUGCUUCACGUUUUCCUCAGGGAGUUGCUGCCACUACGUGUUCCAUUAUAGGUGUGACCCCGAAAUGUACACCCAGGUGGGGGAUUCCCUACUGUGGAGAAGUUCCUGAUUCUUCUUAUAUUGUAUACUGAAGCCCCGUGGUCUACACACCCCUGCUCCCCACGCGUCUGUCAUUCAUAUGCUGCUGCGUCAGUCUCCUGGGAAGGCUCUCAACAGUGAUGACGACUGAACCAUGAACCCCUGGGGUGCUGACUGAACCAUGAAUCCCCCCUUUCCAUCCCACCUUUCUCCCACUUGCCGCUUGCCCAGGGGCUGACCUGUCCGGCCACAUCAUGAGGCUUCCCCGUCGUCCUCCAGCUUCGGCUGAACUCCCAGGAGGGCAGAUCAGAGCUGGGGUUGGGGAGAGAGCAGGUGAGGGUCUUUAUUCCCCUGGCUUCCUUGCAGGUAGCCUCAGGCUGGCCUCCAGCAGAAGGGCUCGGCUCCAGGGCGGUGGCCCUCUUUCCCGCCAGCCUUCUGCAUCUCUGGGCUAGUGAGAUGCUUCCUCCUCUCAACUCUGCAGGGGGAAGCGGAAGCCUGGCUUUCGUUAGUCCUGUCUGGACUCGUGGUUUUCAUACAGCCUGCUCAUAUUCUUGUUUAAAAACAAAACAAAACCCCCACAAACACCUUCCGUAGAGCCCUCCUGAGAUAAUCCUAAUUAGAGGGUGCCAUCUAUUUCCUCAAGGCUACUGACCAGCAGUGGCCCUCCUGAAAGAGCAGACAGCUUUCAA